Vicia villosa (hairy vetch) is the source of this 2959-nucleotide messenger RNA. Its product is annotated as protein NPGR2-like. Gene Ontology annotation, molecular function: protein binding. NCBI's taxonomy places the organism in Eukaryota, Viridiplantae, Streptophyta, Magnoliopsida, Fabales, Fabaceae. The coding region runs from base 400 to 2541 and encodes 713 amino acids. The transcript has 5 exons. The record is from RefSeq and is a predicted model, not a curated record.
AACAAAAUCUAAGAAAAAUGGAGAUGAAAAUUGGUUGGAGGCGUGAGGUAGAUGGAUGAAGUGGUAGGCGUGAAACGUGUGAUUGAAUGUAGUCAAUGAAACCGUUUUAAUUUUAAUGACAUCCAGCCACCAUACAGUCCACACACCAACGUCAAAACUCAUCCCGUCCCCGUCAGCAGUUAAUUAAAAUCACCCACCGGACCCCACUCCACGACAACACACUUAACACUUAACAAAACCAAACCAAACAAAACCCCCAACCAAUCUCAUCCGUGCGCACCUUCCGCCAUUGCCAUCACCUUAGAUCUCUCUCCCACUUCACUCUAAUCCCUCUCCCUCCAUUUCUAGGGUUUAACACUUCCCAAUUCUCAACUCUCUUCAAUUUUUCCUCAUACAACAAUGAAGUUCCUACGCUCAGGUAACCAAUUGGGGCCAACAGAUGAAACAUACCCUUCCUCUCAAUCGCUUGUAACCAACGACUUCUUCUCAGCUAGCGGCCAUUCUUUCCUUCCUGGAAAACUCGAUCUUAAACCCGACACCGGCAAUAUAGAAGAAGCUGAAUUAUCUUUGCGCGAGAGUGGCGUAUUGAACUAUGAGGAAGCUAGAGCGCUGCUAGGAAGAUAUGAGUAUCAGAAAGGAAAUCUAGUAGCUGCUUUACAUGUAUUUGAGGGAAUUGAUAUAGCUGUUGUGACUCCGAAGAUCAAAAUUGCGCUUUCGAGAAAUGGAGAACGGAGAAAGAGGCAUUCUCAUAAUCAUGGUGAACCGGAAAUGUCUAUACAUUCUGUUGGAUUAUUGUUGGAAGCACUUUUCCUAAAAACUAAAUCUUUGCAGGCUCUUGAGAGAUUUAAAGAAGCUGCUCAAUCUUGCAAAGUUAUUAUGGACAUAGUGGAAUCUUCAUUACCUGAAGGCUUGCCUGAUAACUUUGGUGCUGAAUGUAAAUUGCAGGAGACCGUGAGCAAGGCAGUCGAGCUGCUUCCGGAGUUGUGGAAGCUUGCUGAUUGUCCGCGUGAAGCUACUUUGUCUUACCGAAGAGCACUCCUUUAUCAAUGGAAUCUUGAUGCAGGGACUACAGCUAAGAUUCAAAAGGAAUUUGUUGUUUUUCUUCUAUAUAGUGGAGGGGAAGUAAUGCCCCCUAAUCUGCGUUCCCAAAUGGACGGCUCGUUUGUACCGGGAAACAACAUAGAAGAGGCCAUACUUCUUUUAAUGAUUUUGCUAAGAAAAGUCUCUCUCAAUAGAAUCGAGUGGGAUCCUUCAAUUUUAGACCACCUUUCGUUUGCACUGUCUAUUUCAGGAGGCCUGUCGAGUUUAGCCGAUCAUUUGGAAGAAUUGCUCCCCGGGACUGUUCAUCGAAGUGAAAGAUUCUAUGAUCUAGCUCUCUGUUAUUAUGGGGCAGAUAAGGACACAACGGCACUUGAUCUACUAAGAAAAUUGUUGCAUGGUAGAGAAAGGCCAAAACAUGCUUCUGGUUUGUUAAUGGCUUCUAAGAUUUGUUGUGAGAAUCCUCCGCUUGCAGAAGAAGGGGUAAGCUUUGCUCAGAGAGCGGUCGAAAGCUUGGAUGGAAAAUGUACGCAGCUAGAAAAUGUUGCCAAAUUAUAUCUUGGUGUUUCAUUAUCGGCACAUUCGAAAUUAGCUGUUUCUGAUUCUGAGAAGUUUGAGAGGCAAUCUGAGGCACUUCAAGCCUUGGAAACUGCUGGUAGAAUGACCAGAAUGAUAGACCCGCUAGUACUAUACCAUCUUAGCCUAGAAUAUGCAGAACAAAGGAAGUUGGAUGACGCGCUUCAUUAUGCAAAGUACGUCGUAAAACUGGAAGGUGGUUCUAAUGUUAAAGGAUGGUUACUAUUGGCACGGAUAUUAUCUGCUAAAAAACAGUUCUUGGAUGCGGAAUCUAUUAUUAACGCUGCUUUGGAUCAGACUGGGAAAUGGGAUCAAGGUGAUUUGUUGCGAACAAAAGCUAAAAUUCAAAUUGCACAGAACCAGUUAAAGAAUGCCAUCGAGACAUACACUCAGCUUCUUGCUGUUCUUCAAAUUCAGAGAAAGAGUUUUGGUUCUUGGAAGAAGUUAUACAAGGACAACCGAGAUCGUGCUAGGAACUUGGAAGUGGAAAUAUGGCAUGAUCUUGCUCAUGUAUAUAUCAGUCUGUCCCAAUGGCAUGAUGCAGAGACAUGUCUUUCAAAAUCUAAGGCCAUCAAACCAUACUCUGCUUCUAGAUGUCAUGCUCUAGGUAUAAUGUAUGAAGCAAAGGGUCUUUACAAAGAAGCUCUAAAAGCUUUUGGUGAUGCUUUAAACAUUGAUCCAGGCCAUGUUCUGAGCUUAAUCUCCACUGCUAAAGUACUUCGACAUUGCAGUAAUAAAUCAAAUCCUGCAGUCAGAAGUUUUUUGACGGAUGCACUACGACACGAUAGAUUGAAUGCUUCUGCUUGGUAUAAUCUUGGCCUCUUUCACAAAGCUGAGGGUACAAUAUCAUCAUUGGUUGAAGCUGCAGAGUGUUUUCAAGCAGCACAGUCUCUUGAAGAAUCUGCUCCACUUGAACCUUUCAGAUGACAGAUUCUAAAAAACCUCAAGGUGGAUUAAACAAGCAGUUUUGUGAUGUCACCAUUUAAUUUACAUUUAGUAUAUUCAUGUAUAAUUAUCAAAAGUCAAUCUAGAAAACAAAAAAAAAAAGGAGAAAAAUAAUAAGGUGGUCCACCAUAGCAUUUGUCAAAAUAUUUGUAAGCAAACAAUUUUAUAUAAGUGCCAAAGAAAUAUAAAAUUUUGUAUGUGGAAUAUUUAAAGUAAUAGAAAAGCAAAUUGCAACUAUAACUUUCCAUCAAAAUUGCAUGAUUGUGGUCCCAUUACAUGAUAUCAAGGUAAACUGAAGGCUUCCAAGGUGGCAUGAGAGAGAAGUAUUACCAAUUAACAAUGACAGGUUUAACUAUUUAUUUGAUGGAAGACAGAGCAAACUUGGAAUAAUUUAAUAAAU